AUGCCCGGAAAGCAUACACCCAUCCUUCCUCGGCGUACGGCCGACUUCCUACGCAUCGUCGUCGUAGGCGGCAGCAUCGCUGGCCUUGCGACUGCGUACGCCCUUCGCGAGUCUGGCCACCACGUCACUGUCCUCGAGCAGCGCAUCUCUCCUGCCGCAUAUACCCAGUCUAAAGGUGGUGUACGCUGCCCUCCGAAUAUGAGCCGCGUCUUCGACCAGUGGGGCCUUGGGCAUGCGAUCGAGCAGCUCGUCAUCAAAGCUGACAAGUUUACGUUCCUCGAGGGUCACUCAGGCGAUAAUCUCGGCUUACUUGUCCUCCACGAGAAGGUUAUGAAAGCUCUUGCGGCGGACUUCCAUUACAUCCAACAUGGAGCUCUUAUGAACUUUCUGUACACUCUCGCCGUUGAAGCAGGCGUCGAGUUCCACUUCAACUCGCGCGUCACGCACGUUGACCCGCAUGCACCCUCCGUCACCUGCAUUUCGCAUACAUACUCUCCGUCGUCGUCCCCACAAACAUACAUCGGGGACCUGAUCGUCGGCGCGGAUGGUCACAAUUCCGUCAUCCGUCCUGUAGUCGUCGGCCCUCAAGCAGAUCACGGCGUUCGUGAUAAACGUGUCUCCGUCAAUAUGGUCGUACCUUGCGCCGAAAUGCGCCAGCACCCUGACCUUGUUGAGCUGACGGAGAGUCCUGAGUGGACACUCUGGCUCGCAGACAACUGUGCCAUGCACGGCCUUCUCGUCGUCGACCCCGAGACGAAUGACCGAUCGUACGCGGUGGUGAUGCACGUUCCCGCGCCUGAUCCAUCCGAGCCAUCGUACUCGGACCCAGUAUUUGCACCCGGCUCGACGGACGGACGGUCGACACCGGUUGGUGGUGCGGCUGCGUGGAGCGGUAUCCCAGAAGGCUCCGGGCCCACUCAGCGUCACGGACGUAACAAGAGCGUUGCGUUUGAGGAAGGACGUAAGGAAUGGUGGGAGCAGGAGUCGUGGGAUGUGCGGUUCCCGGUGGACGAGGCAUUUUUGCUUGCGGACCGUUUUGAACCGAGAGCCCAAAAGCUGAUUCGCAUGGCAGAGUGGAUGAUACCCACAGUAUAUGAUAUCCACGAACCGUUCGACUCUUGGGUUCAUGAGGCUGGCAAGGUCGUUCUCGUUGGCGAAGCUGCGCACCCGUUGAUGCCUAAUGGCUCGCACAACGCCUCCAUGGCCAUUGAAGACGCGCUCACGCUCUCUACCCUCCUUUCCCUGCCCUUGCCAAAAAGCACAACGCCCCUCCUACUCGAGACAUACGAAGAACUGCGCUCCCCACGCGUAGCGACCGUGCAGCUCUCGGAGCGGCGCAAGCGUGACUUUAUCUGCAUACCGUCGCCAUCGCCCUUGCAACAGAUGCGUGACGUGGGUCUGCGCGAGGCGAAGCAGAAGGCGCUGCUCGACUGGGACGACGCUGAUGAGGAGGGCCUGCGGGCGACCUGGGAGGAGUAUCUGGACGUAUUUGGGUGGAACUGCUGGGAGGGCGUUGGCGGGUGGUGGGUUGUGUGGGGCGCGGCUGCUGCGGCGCGGGCCAAUGGUGCGGACAGGUACGAGGAGUAUGCGGAUGGGAAUGACGGUCAGGGGGUAUUUGGUCUCGGAAAGAUGGAGAUCAACGUGGUGAGCCGGAACGCCAUCGUUGCGUGAGUGUAGUCGGCGGUGGUAGAAGAUACCCUCUUGGAUGGUGUCUUGCUGCGUACAGCCAUCACACGAACACACUGCAACCGCUUGCGUCAACUUCGUCUUAUGGAUUUCUUGUAUUGCUGUUGUUGUUGCUCUCUAUGCUGUCUUCCUUGCAUCUGCGAUCUAUGUUCGCCUCAUCAUAUCCCUUUCUACCCGCGGACUCGAACAUCUCUACACGCUCAUCCGUAUAUCACCUGUCACGCACUCGUCGCAUCGCCUCGCAUUGCACCACUUCACAUCGGCAUUUGUAUAUAUCACGUCCUUGUUUAUCGUUUCUUCCCCUGGAAACCCUCGUUGGCAUAUGACUGUUUUUUCUUGCUUUCCGCUUUUGUCAUGUUUAAGAUCACCCUUCUUUAUGACCCUUUUACGACGACUUCAUGUCAUUCAUACCUGUAUACCUUUAGAC
This is a messenger RNA of Coniophora puteana RWD-64-598 SS2, 2113 nucleotides long. RefSeq names its product FAD/NAD(P)-binding domain-containing protein. Gene Ontology annotation, molecular function: FAD binding; monooxygenase activity. Lineage: Eukaryota; Fungi; Basidiomycota; Agaricomycetes; Boletales; Coniophoraceae. Gene Ontology annotation, biological process: secondary metabolite biosynthetic process. The transcript has 8 exons. Bases 1 to 1671 code for a protein of 556 amino acids. The record is from RefSeq and is a predicted model, not a curated record.